UACCCUUACAUUUACAAAGCUACCCUUCCAGAUCUUGCUCCCCCUUGAUUCCAGACGCCUCAUUCCAAUUGCUUUCUCUUUAAAUUUUCACAGUUUCUGCUCAAUCGGACGUCCCAUUUGAAAAUUUGCCGUCAAUGAGUGGCAAUUAAGAGUUUAACACAACCCUCGCACCCAAUCCAAUAUAUGCUACAGUACUACUAAGCUGAAUAUAUACGCAUAGCCUAGCUGGGAUCUAUCAGCAUCUAUAGAGUCAGAGUUGCUGGUAGUAGCAGUAGUGAUAUGGAUUCUUCGUCAAGAGCAACCGACGAUGUUGUAGUUGAAGCAGGACUAGAUGAGCAAGAAGAGCAACGCUUCUCGUACGCGAUGCAACUGGUCAGCUCUGCAGCGCUGCCCAUGGUGCUGCUGGCUGCCAUCCGGCUCGAUGUGUUGGAGGUCAUUGCCCAAGCGGGUCCAGGUGCCCAAUUGUCGCCUUGGGACAUUGCAGCCCAGGCGUGUCCUAAAAACCCUGAUGCGGCUGCUAUGCUGGAUAGGAUGCUGCAGCUCCUGGCUAGCUACUCGGUGCUCACCUGCUCUGUUGCCGAGGCGGAUGCUAGUAUCAGUAGCCGAAGAAGAGUGUAUGGAUUGGCACCGGUGGCCAAAUACUUUGUGCAGAAUAAAACAUAUGCAGCAGGAGGAGGAGGAGUUUCACUAGGCCCCCUGCUGGCCUUGCUUCAGGAUAAGGUCUUCAUUGACAGUUGGUACCAAUUAGAAGAUGCAGUUCGUGAAGGAGGAGUUCCGUUUGAUAGGGUACAUGGUGUACAUGCGUUUGAAUACCCUGCUAGAGAUCCCAGAUUCAAUGAGGUCUUCAACAAGGCAAUGAUCAACCCCACAACUAUUGCCAUUAACAGAAUCGUUAAACGCUACAAAGGUUUUGAGCACCUCAAAACUUUGGUAGAUGUUGGUGGUGGGCUUGGAGUUACCCUCGGCGUGAUCACAGCUAAAUACCCAAGUCUCAAGGGUAUUAAUUUUGAUUUGCCACAUGUUAUCCAACAUGCACCGGUCUAUCCUGGGGUAGAACAUGUUGGAGGAGACAUGUUUGACAGUGUUCCACAAGGGGAUGCCAUUUUUCUGAGGUCGAUACUUCAUGAUUGGGAUGAUGGUCGUUGCUUGAAGUUGCUAAAGAACUGUUUCAAGGCUCUACCAAAGGAUGGAAAGGUAAUAGUUGUAGAUGCAAUUGUUCCUGUGGUUCCUGAUACUAGUGCAAGCAUCAAAGUCAUUUGCCAGUCUGAUGUAAUCAUGAUGGCUCAAAACCCUGGAGGAAAAGAGAGAUCCGAAGCAGAGUUUCUUGAUUUGGCUACUGCAGCUGGAUUUAGAGGUAUAAGGGUAGAAUGUUUUGUGUGUAAUGCCUGGGUCAUGGAGUUCUACAAGUAGAUGACUAGUUCAUGGCGCAUUGCACUCUAAAAACAUUCUCGUUUUAUCUUCACUAAUUUUAGAUGGAGAAUUGUCUUUUUUUUUGUUUGGGGGGAGGGGGGAUUGGGGAAGAACGUUUGAUGUUAGUCAUAAUAUUGGGCUUGUCAGAAAAAAUAAUGUGGAUUCUCUUGUUUUGGACUAGACAAAUUGUCAUUGGUAAUCUACCAACCAACCAAUUCUCUAAA
Molecule: messenger RNA, 1634 nt
Organism: Coffea arabica (coffee)
Lineage: Eukaryota; Viridiplantae; Streptophyta; Magnoliopsida; Gentianales; Rubiaceae
Product: cathecol O-methyltransferase 1
Molecular function (GO): O-methyltransferase activity; protein dimerization activity
Source: RefSeq, a predicted model, not a curated record